AUGGACUCGAAAGCCGAGCCAGCAAACGACGACCACCCUUCUCACGACGUGCACCAGGGGCAAAUGUUUGUUAAGGAGGUUUACGAAGCGCUCAGGUCGGGCCCGCAGUGGAACGAGACGCUACUCGUGAUCACGUACGACGAGCACGGUGGGUUUUACGACCAUGUACCCACGCCAAAUGUGGGUGUGCCGAGCCCCGAUGGGAUCGUGGGGCCCGACCCGUUUUACUUCAAAUUCGACCGGUUAGGAGUUAGAGUCCCGACUAUUGCCGUCUCGGCGUGGAUCAACAAGGGAACCGUUGUUCAUGGCCCCAACGGCUCGCCUACUCCAACAUCGGAAUACGAGCACUCUUCAAUUCCGGCCACCGUACGGAAGAUUUUCAACCUGACAUCGCCGCCUCUUACAAAGAGAGAGGAAUGGGCAGGCACUUUCGACAGCAUUCUUAAUAUCCUCAAGGAGCCCAGAACUGAUUGCCCUGAGCAACUCCCCAGUCCAGUCGAAAUAAGGCAGGGAGAAGCAAAUGAGGAUGCCCAAGUGAGUGAGUUUCAACAAGAGCUUAUACAGCUUGCAGCUGUUCUCAAAGGAGAAGAUAUACUGACGAGCUACCCCACGAAGAUCGGCAAGAACAUGAGCGUGAGGCAAGGGAAAGAGUACAUGGAGAGUGCGGUCAAGAGCUUUUUCGAAGCCGGUUUUGCCGCUAAAAGGAUGGGCGUGGACGACCAACAAAUCGUGAAGAUGAGACCCUCCCUCUCUACAAGACCUUGA
Striga hermonthica is the source of this 765-nucleotide messenger RNA. The record is from the annotation of a GenBank genome assembly. Lineage: Eukaryota; Viridiplantae; Streptophyta; Magnoliopsida; Lamiales; Orobanchaceae.